Fusarium poae is the source of this 723-nucleotide messenger RNA. RefSeq lists its product as uncharacterized. The record is from RefSeq and is a predicted model, not a curated record. The transcript is spliced from 3 exons. Lineage: Eukaryota; Fungi; Ascomycota; Sordariomycetes; Hypocreales; Nectriaceae. Gene Ontology annotation, molecular function: protein binding. The coding region runs from base 1 to 723 and encodes 240 amino acids.
AUGGUCCUCAAGGAUAUCCUACAGAGUAUUGCAAAAGCACGAGAGGCUGGCGAGUUCACCGACUUUGCCUUCGUUUGCGAAGGGCAGACCAUUUCGGUCCACAAGAUUAUCAUUUGUACUCAGUCUCCUGUCUUUCGUGCAGCCUGUGCUGGAUCGUUCAAGGAAGCAUCAUCCCAAACAUACAACAUGGAUGCAAAUUCCCUCUCCACGGUGCAGCGAAUGGUAGACUACUUCUACACAGGUGACUAUGCGGAGGAGUCCAAGGAUGGAAACAGCGAUGAUGAUACGAAUCGCCUCUCUUGUUUAUCGAUUCAUGCUGCAAUGUUCGCCUUGGCACAUGAAUAUGACAUCAAUGGGCUUGAAGCAUUAUCAGCGAAAAAGUACUCGAGAAUCUUAAGGCAAAACCAGGACGUUUAUAGCUUUUUCUCAUCGAUUCCUGAUAUUUAUAACCUAACGCCGAGCUCCUCGAGGGGUCUUCGGGAUCAGGUUCUGAGCUUUGCGCGAGGGAAACUGCCAAAGCUUCUGACUGACUCCACGACGAAGGAAGCUUUCGAUCAGCUAACUGAUGAAAACCCUGAGUUCACCAGGGAACUUCUGGACACAUUCUUGCAAAAUUCAUCAAUGGGCAUAUGUUACAACUGUAGUGAUAACUUGGUACCUGUGGAGGUCCUUCAAUGCCGAUGCAAGCAGUGUGGAAAAGGUGGAGCCAAGCAUGUAGCAUAG